UUUUCGUUAUCUGUGAAAAAAACAGCAUACGAAACGAGCAUUUUGCAUACCUCAUCUUUAUGUCAUUUCUCGACAUCGCGCUGACGUGAUUACAAAUUGAAUAUUUAUGUAUGAUACGUACGAAUUCAUAUCCGACACUCAUCGUUUCAGCAAUGUGUCGAUUAAUCGGCCACAUUUGUCGCCACAUUCAAACCGUGUAGAAUUCUAUGACACCGUACUGUUUAUCAUCACAUAAUAUAUGAAACAAUAAAAUUACGUCACACACAUAUAUAUAUCACGUAUAUUAAUCGCAUGCGACGAUGUAAGUUGUAACGCGCCUGUAUGUUGAAAAAAAUCGGCAAUCAACACGACGACUGCCUCACUAUUACUUUCUUGACCCUGAACAUCACGACGUAUAAGAGCGGUCGAGCGCGAACCGGUCUUAUUUUCGGUUGUUUUUCGGUGCCGAACAGGCCGUUUGAUUUUCUGCAUCAUCCUCUGGUAGUUUUACGCGUUAGCAGCUGAUAGAAUCGUAUCGAUACGCCAGGCGCAUCAUGUCAGAAAAUUGUUUUUUAUCGGAUUUAAAGGAAAUCCCAUGCAUGAAAAUCGGCAACCGAAUAUUUGAGAUCGAAUUAAAUCCUCCUCCUUCAGAAUUGCAGGAAGUAGCCAAAAAGGAGCUCAGAGAAAAUCCCGAACUUCAAAAAGAGUCAGUAGCACGCUUAAGAGAAUUAUUAAAAGCCGAGAUCGAUCUCAAAAGCCCGUUCCACAACGAUGCCUGGCUGAUCAGGUUUUUGAGGCCAUGCAAGUAUUAUCCCGAGUCGUCGCUCCAGCUUAUCAAGCAAUAUUACAACUUCAAGGCACGGCAUUCAGUCUUUGAUAAUCUCAAGCCGAGCAGAGAAAAGAAUAUAUUUGAUCAGAAUAUCUUGACGGUGCUGCCCAUUCGCGACCAAUAUGGUCGACGCAUGCUAGUAGUUGAAAUCGGCAAGAAGUGGAAGCACAAUAAGUGCAGUCUGGACGAGAUCUUCAAGGGAUGCGUGCUGUAUCUGGAGGCUGCCAUGCUGGAACCGAGCACGCAGAUCGCCGGUGCGGUUGUCAUCUUCGACAUGGACGGUCUCACCCUUCAGCAAGCCUGGCAAUUCACCCCGCCGUUCGCCAAGAGACUAGUCGAUCUGCUUCAGGAGGCGAUGCCACUGAGGAUCAAAAAUCUGCACAUCGUGAACCAACCAUACGUAUUCAACAUGGUGUUUGCUCUGUUCAAGCCAUUCCUGAAAGAGAAAUUUAAGAGUAGGAUCAUUUUCCACGGCAGCGACCGAAAAUCAUUGCAUGGAUACAUAUCGCCGAAGUGUCUGCCGGCGAAUUAUGGCGGUACCCUGGACGUACCUUUGAUAGAUGGACCCACGUGGUACAAAAUGCUGAUCCAGUGCGAAAAGGAAUACGAAGCCAUCAACGAGUAUGGUUAUAAAAAGAAAUAACUCGUUAAAUUUAUCACAAUUAAAAAUAAGUAUUUAGAUUCAAAUUAUUGGAAAAUAAUUAAAGAAGCAAUAUUUCGUGAUGUGAGAUGUCAUAUUAGGAAUUACGACGAUCAUUAUAGAUCAUUUUUCUUUACUCGUCGAAACCGACGAGUUAAGCCUUGCUCACUUUGUAAUUUUAUUUGUAACAUGUUGUUAUAUAUACGUAAGUCUUUUUCUACUUCUUCCUUUGACUAGACAGUAUUGUAAAACAGAUUACCAAUUUAUAAGAUUAAGCCAAAAGUUGCGAGAAAUGACGUAAUGCAUCGCAUUAUAUAUUUCUUGUACUUUCUUUACAAUUUUGAUACUACAAGACUCACAAUCUGUUAAUAGAUAUCUGUGAUCUCAUCUGAGAUACAUAAUAUAAUUAUCUGAUGUGUGUGAUUAGAUUAUUAUACAUUCCAUAUAUUUUGUAUACAGUAAA
Molecule: messenger RNA, 1911 nt
Organism: Nylanderia fulva
Lineage: Eukaryota; Metazoa; Arthropoda; Insecta; Hymenoptera; Formicidae
Product: alpha-tocopherol transfer protein-like
Cellular component (GO): membrane
Molecular function (GO): phosphatidylinositol bisphosphate binding
Source: RefSeq, a predicted model, not a curated record